AUGGCUAUACGUUUCACCACCUACUCGGCUUCCAUGGCCACAAACCUCGCGGCCGCCUCCGGAAGGGGCGGCGCCUCGCGAUUCUUACACGAUUUCUCGACGCCAACGCGGAUUUUCCAGCACCCACCGUCGCAUAAACCUGCUCCGAGUUACUCUGACUUCCGCCGCCUUGGAUUGGCGACGGACCUCAACAAACCAACGCCGUUUUCUAAGGCGAUUCUGUCUGGGGAAAUUAUUGGAAGGAGGGGCCAAUCGCCUGUUUUUUUCGGGCUGCUUUCUCUGAUGAAGGAAUCGAUCGCGUCUUCUACACCCAAAUCGGUCGGCUUUGGGGUUUCUUCUGUUCAGGCGUCCUCGAUCUUUUCUUUCUUGCCUAGUUCUAACUGGUUGCCGUCUAAAGAACCCACAAGUACAGAGGUGGACAGGGGACGGGUGAUUUCUAGCGGCGAAAGUGUUUGCAAAGGAACUUUGAAGACUAAGAUUGGUUCUGAAGCGAUUACAAAAAGUGGUGGUGAGAGCAGUGUGAAGGUUCUGCAGCAAAAACUUGGUGUUAGUAAGUUUGAUAAUAGUUGGCUGUUGAAAAUGCUGAACUUCUGCUUUACCUCUGAAGACGCUAAGGCGGCUUUCACUGCCGUCAGUGUUGGCAUCCUUUUCAAAUCAUCUUUGGCGGAGCCGAAAUCGAUUCCCUCAAUGUCUAUGUACCCAACACUUAAUGUGGGUGAUAGAAUUCUGGCUGAGAAGGUUUCGUAUAUUUUCAGGAGUCCUGAAGUUUCAGACAUUGUGAUUUUCAAGUCUCCUUCAUUUCUUCAGGAAUUUGGAUUUAGCUUAUCCGAGGUGUUCAUCAAAAGAGUAGUAGCAAAGGCUGGUGAUUGUGUUGAAGUUCGUAGUGGAAAAUUGAUUGUCAAUGAUGUAGCUCAAGAUGAGAGUUUCAUCUUGGAGCCAAUAAAGUAUGAAAUGGACCGGACGUUUAUACCAGAGGACUGUGUGUUUGUGCUGGGAGACAACCGGAACAACAGUUUUGACUCUCACAACUGGGGCCCACUGCCUGUUGAGAACAUCGUUGGUAGAUCUCUCUUCCGCUACUGGCCACCAUCAAAAGAAUCCGACAGUCUCCAAAAUCAGCCCCAGCAGUGGGGUUCUGUUGCAUUUUCGUGA
Messenger RNA from Striga hermonthica, 1152 nucleotides. Lineage: Eukaryota; Viridiplantae; Streptophyta; Magnoliopsida; Lamiales; Orobanchaceae. The record is from the annotation of a GenBank genome assembly.